ACCAUCCAGUAACACGUCAUCCCCCUCUCUCACAAUCCCCCAGGGCCAAUUUGUGUGUCUGUGUACCAUUGUUGUUGUUCCUUGAGAAGACCAAUUAGACUGUUAACAGAUCUCUUUCCCACGUAAACAUCCAAGUAUAGAAACCAGACACUUAAAACCUAACCUAACAUAACCUAACCUAACUCUUUCUUGAUUAUCUCUCCCUGCAGCUCCGAUGAUGAGGUUGGUACUGGAUGAUGAAAACUACUGGGGAGAUGCAGGGCUCGAGCGGGGACGCGGUGGUGUAGGGGUACCAAAUGUCGCAAAGGGUGACGGUACUACAGAGGGAUACGGUACUACAGAGGGAUACGGUACUACAGAGGGAGACGGUACUACACAGAUUAUAAAAAGCGAAAAUAUCGUAAAAAAACAGAAGCCAAACAUCUUAAAAAAUCGCUAAAUCUAGCGACAAAAGUAGCUAAAUUGGCAAUACUGUCUGACCAUUACAUCUGCCUUGGGUUGGGUACCGCUGUAUGACCGUUCACCUCUAACUCUUCCUGUAGCAGAAGGUGACAAGACUAUCAUAUAAAAUGUGAGGAUCCGACACAGGCUAUUGGCCUCUUUUGGUAUGGUGGGUUGGGGUAGGUUUUUGGUACAAAAUGUGUUGCCAGCUGUUUUUAAAGGUCUCUGAUCCCCAGCAGAUGGCAGCACACGUAGUAACCCCGCGUCCCCAUUGGUCGACGCCUCUGAGGCUUGUUUCAAAACACUGUUGUAAACAACCAUUAAGGCGGGAAGAGAGUGUUGCCUUAUUAAUGGGUUGAUUUGACCGAAUUAAGAUGGAAUUGUUUGACUUUGUUAUUCCUCUGAGUUUAGAUUCUCUGCAGGAAGCAACGUCCACCAAGCAGUAUGUGGUUACCAACAUAUCAAUCGGUCGAGAAGUACCAAAAAAGAUCCAAGAAGCACAUGUCUUGUUCAGGCAAGAUGGACCCAAAUUCAUUAUUAGAGAGCAGUGCUUUGAUGCUUUUUAUAGUGUCCUUGUCAACUUUGCUUCUGUUGAUCAAGAGUUCAAGCACCGCUCAUGGGAUAUACUCGUUAAAGCCAUGGCAAAAAUGACUGCAGAACUUGCACUGGUGCUUGAUGAGCGAGAUAUGUCUAGCAGUGAGAAGCUCCGCUGGUUGAAUAUUCUAAAGAUGAACACUUAUUUAGCCUGUAACCUCACCGAGGCUUUUGAAAAUGACUACAACAAGCCAACCACAGACACACUGUUACUUGGCAAGGGGCGUAAGAAGACGGCAAAAAAUUCAGAGACUGGUACAGACUGGGAAGAAGAGAGAACUCGCAUGUUAGUACAGCUCUUCUCUGUUCUGCAGUAUCCAUUGCAACGUUUGUGGGACCCACCUGUCAUAGAGGAAGAUUUUGUGAAUUUAAUUGCCAACUGCUGUUACAAGAUCAUUGAAUCUCCGAGUAUGAACUUGGCACGCACCAAACCCACACGUGAUUCCAUCUUUCAAAUAAUUGGUACGCUGAUCAACAAGUUUAACCAUGGUCUUGCUUGCGCCCUCAAACUUAUGCAGUUGCUUCAACACUUUGAGCAUAUGGUGACUCCAGCUGCUCAGGGAGUAAUUCUUCUAGUUGAGUCCUUUGGCAUAAAAUCAGUGGUGGCUGAACUAGUACGGGAAAUAUGCAAAGUGGAUGUUAGAGAUUUGGUGAAGGAUACCUCAGGCCUUCGCAACUUUACUCAGUUUCUUGUAGAGGUUGCUGAUAAAUGCCCUCAGGUGGUUAUGCCAUCACUUAGCCUGUUAAUUAAUUUUCUGGAUGAAGAGGCAAAUACUAUGCGGAGUUGUGUGUUGUCUAUCCUUGGGUCUGUUGUCUUGAAAGCACUUAGUAUAGUAGACCUGGAUGACAAGAACAAAGGUCUGCGAGAUCAGUGCCUGGACCACCUAGAAGACCACAUUCAUGAUGUCAAUGCCUUUGUCCGCACCAAAGUUCUUCAAAUAUGGAAUGAAUUAAUAACAGAAAAGUCAGUUCCUUUACGGAGACAGCACCACGUACUGAAGCUGGUACUGGGACGCUUACAGGACAAGUCCUCUACUGUACGAAAAAAUGCAGUGCAGUUAUUGACAGCAUUUGUCAAAGGAAACCCAUUUGCUGCAAAGUUGCCCCUAGCAGAUCUAGAAUCUCAGUAUGAGCAGGAGUUAAAGCAGCUUCAAGAAAUGGUUCCUGGCGUUACCUUUGACUCUUCAGGGGAGAUGACGUCACCAGUGGAGAAGACAGUUACUUCUCGUGAAUUAUGGAGUGCAAUCCUACCUGAAGUAGUUGCUGUAAUUCUUGAAAUUGUGAAUGAAGAUAGAACAGAUGAAGAUGAUGAUGAUGAGGACUGCCUGGAGGAAGGUAUAUCUCUUAAUGAGGCUGUGUCUGAGGUAGCCAUGGCACUCAAAUCUAAUAAGAUCCACCGUGCAGUGAAGCUUCUGGAAGGUGCACUUGAAACUUUCCAUGGAUGUGAAAUAUUUGGGUAUGACCCAAAUGAGAACUAUAAAGCCAUGUAUGAAAAGGUCACGGAUGAUGAGCUGAAUGAAUAUCAAACCCGCCACCUCGUAGUCUUGAGGCGCAUUUUUACGGCAGCCGAAGAAAUGGAAAGAAAGAAGAAAGAAUCUGAAAAUGGUGAGGAGACAGUGGAUGUAGAUGAAGAAAAUAAGGAAGAAGUUGAAGAAACAGAGAAAGAAAAGGAGAAAAAAGCUGAAAUAACAAAACAGAAACUUCUUGUAUUAUAUCUGAAGGACUCUGUUGGCUUUGCAAAAUUGAUUCACAAAGGGCUCCCAGUUGUGUGCCAGUUGCUGGGCAGCAAGCUUGUCUCUGAUGUCUUGGAAGCUGUAUCAUUUUUUGUCACAGCCUUUGAGUUUGGUCUUCUGAAUGCCAUGACUGGGGUUCGACGAAUGCUGGCCUUGGUGUGGAGCAAGGAGCCGAGUAUCAAGUCCGCUGUGGUUGAGGCUUAUCAGCGUCUUUACAUUAAUAUUGAAGCUGCCAAUGAAAGAGCACAGGCCCUACAAAUAGUUAAAAAUUUGUCUUCACUCAUUACUGGAGCUACUCUGGGUGAACGUACGUCAAUGGAAGAGAUUAUAUCUCAGUUUGUGAACUCGGGUGAUAUCACUAAAGAGUGUGUGACACUACUCUGGGAGCGCUUUACAAAGACCUUACCUGACACUACUGAUGAUGAUGCUCAAUCAGCACUUGUACUCCUUGCUAUGUGUGCAAACUCAGAAGUUAGCAUCAUCACCAGUAACAUAAAUGUCUUGCUGAACUCUGGUUUAGGGGAGCGAGGCGAGCGAGAUUUUCUACUGGUGAAGGAGACUUGUACUGCAUUGCUCAAACUGGCUGUCACUAAACCUAAGACAGACUCACGUACUGCCACUUGCAGGUUGGAAAGUGACCAUGAAAUUUUUGAGCGGCUCAGCAAGAUCCUUGUCAGUGGCUUAACAAUUCUUCUUGACCGCCAAUAUUCUCCUAUGGCUGUAGAGGCUGUAUCAACUAUAUACUCACUUGCAGAGCAUCCAGACAUAAUAUGUGGAAAGAUCAUACAGGAGAUGAGCAGAGUGAUGUUGGAACUUUCCAGUGAAGAAACUGAAUCAGAAAGUGUUACUACAUCACAGACCAACACUUUUCAAGUGCCUGUUGGAGUGCUGUCCCGAUUUUUUGUUGUUGUCGGACACGUGGCCUUGCAGCAGCUAAUUCAUCUUGAUACGUUUGUCUUCUCUGAAUUAAAGCGCAGGAAUUUUCUCAGAGAUGAAAUGGAGACAGAAAGGAAAAAUAAAAGGAAAAGAAAGAACAGAAGAAGGUCUCAAGCAACAUCUGCAACUGAAGCAUCCAAAGGGGGAUCACAGGAUGGAGAUAUAGAUGAAGAAAUGGGACUUACAGGUGCUGUGGCGGAUGAUAUGGAAGCUGAAUAUGUUCGUUCAAUAUGUGAGACUGAGAUCAUCACUGGAGACAAUCUCCUAGUUGCACUCAGGCCAAUGAUUUGGGCAGUGUGUUGUAACCCAAGCAAGUACAGUGAUCCCGAGUUACGGACAACAGCAACACUAGCAUUAGCCAAAUUUAUGAUGGCUUCAUCAGAUGCUUGUGAAGAAAAUUUACAGCUACUGUUCACUAUCUUGGAGAAAUCAGAAGAACCUGUGAUUCGUGCCAACACCAUCAUAGCAGCAGGUGAUCUGUCCUUUAGGUUCCCCAGUGAGUUGGAACCAUGGACCCCACAUCUUUAUGCCAGAUUACGUGAUGAUUCUCCAAAAGUACGUCAGAACACAUUGACCAUCCUUACUCACCUCAUCUUGAAUGACAUGAUUAAAGUGAAGGGACAGAUAUCUGACAUUGCUCUCUGCAUUAAUGAUGAAGACCCUCGUAUAUCAGGUCUAGCUAGCCUCUUCUUUAAUGAACUUGCAAGAAAAGGCAAUGCUUUGUAUAAUGUGUUGCCUGACAUUAUUUCUCGUCUGUCUGACGCUGAACUAGGAAUAAAAGAACAGCACUUCCGUACAAUCAUUGGAUAUAUUUUUUCUUUGAUUCAAAAAGACAAGCAGCAAGAGAAUCUGGUUGAGAAACUAUGCCACCGAUUCCAAGCCACAAUCAACACACGACAAUGGAGGGACAUUGCUUACUGUCUCUCUCUUUUGCAGUUUAGUGAAAAAAGUGUUAGAAAACUCGGUGAAAACUUCACCUGUUAUGCUGACAAGCUACAUGAGAGUGAAGUGUAUGAAUUCUUUUUGAGUAUUUUGGCAAAUGCUCAGAAGCAAGCAAAACCUGAAGCCAAAUCAUUGAUAGAAGAGUUAGAGGGGCGUAUACAACAGAGCCAUGAGAAAGGAGUGGAAGAUGAAAAUGUUGUGCAUAAAGCUUCUAAUGCCAGGUCAAAGUUCAAGAAACCCCGUAUUACUGCAGCAACAGCAAAGAGUAGGAGAAGGAGGUAUAAAAGCAGUUCAAGUGAAGAGGAAGAGGAGGAAGAUGUUCGUGAUCAACUGCACCCUGUUCAUAGAGAAUUCAAAGCAACAGAGAGAAACUUGAGGAGGUCAUCUAGAAGAUCCCAAUAAUUAGGUAACUUAUCUAUAAAAGCAUCUGAAAGAAAUUAAUAAAUAGAUAAGGAAAUGAAAGUUCCAGUUGCAGUAGCUAAUACAGUAUAGUAAAACAGUACCUGCAGACAUGCCAAGACUACUGCACCAUCCCAGCCUCUGAAAAUCAUUUGCGCCCUUUAAGGUCAGCAAAGCAAAAAUAAAAGCUGUUUGUAGGUUGAGUUGGUAUAGAGUAUUACAGAGGUAAUUAAUAGCUAUGUACAGUAAUAUGAAAAGCAUGAAUGGUUAUGUUUUGCUUAAUUCUAUCAAGGAUUAAUUUUUGGGUGGAAGUGAGUGAUAGUACCGUACUGUGUAUUAGAAAUAUGACAGCUUUGCUUCAUAACGUGUAAACAGCACCAAUGAAAUGUUUUUCCUGCAAAUAAGAUUUUGAAUAAUGUGAACAUGAACAACAAAUUAGUUUACUGUAAAUUAUAAAAUAUUCUUUAAAAUGAAGAGUUGAGGUUUUGAAGCACUGUACCUGUACUGUACAGUAUAAUGAAAGGAACUUGUUUUAGACUUAAGUAUUCAUAAUAUUAGAUGUAGAAUAUAUAGUUUUUAGUAAAAGAAAUAUUUAGUAAUACUGUACAGUAUAAGAUUUUAAGUGAAAGAAUAUUUAAGAGUGGUGCAGUUAAGAGCUAUGGAAGAAAUUUAAUGAGGGAUUUUUUCAGUGAGGAUAGUAUACAUAACUCAAAUCAGUUUAAGGAGGGAAUAAAGUGAGUGAUGGGGCACAGUUAUUUAUAUGAGUAUGGAUAUAUGUGACAGUGUUUUAGGAUUAUGAAGAUGAGGAUGUCAUGAAUAAAGCUAUAUAAGAUUUAUUGGAUAUACUAUAUAGUACAAUAAUAUAAUUAAUAGGAAACCAAAAAUAAGAAUUCCAAUUACAAUAAACCUACUUCUCUAUGCUGACCCUAAAGGUGUUUUUAAUAUAUGCAGCUUGUAGAGAAGCCAACUCAUGCUGCAUGAUUGUGCAAUUUCUAGUUUUCACUCUUCAGCCACGCAAAAUGUACAGAGAGCAUAUUUAUGAGCUGAUUAAAUAUGUACCCCAAACUAAAAAUAUGAGCAAAGCACACUCACUGAUAAAGUACAAGUAUUUCAUUAUAUCAACACCACCACCAGAAGGCUGAAAGCCAGAAGUGGAAGAUUGAUGCUGGAAUCCCCUUUCUUGGGUCCCGAAUUAGGCAGUUCAUACUAAAUUAGCAAAUGGCGGAUUAGCUUGGAAUAAAUAAUGGUGGUCAGUAUCCCUGGCAUAUUGUAUGUUGAUGUGCAGGCAUGGCUCUACAAAGACCUGUCAACCACUGUUACACUAAAUCCCCCACAUUUGAAGCAGAUGUUUGAUGAGGGACUGGGUGGGUUUGUGUUAGGAUUUAGAACCCACCCAGUUAGCAAUCUUGAAUUAUAACAGCUGCCUGGGUAUGGACUCCACCAGAUUUUUAUUUUGUGUGUGUGUCCAUCUUUCUUUCCUUCCUUCCUGCCCCCUCUCGCAAAUCAUUUUCCACUAUUUUGGAGGGUGGCCAGAAUCGAGUAAACAUUCUCUCUCUUAAUUUUCUGUCCCUAAUUUACUCUAGCUGUAACUGAUAUGUUCUGCUGUGGUAUUUAUUUUCCAUAAUAAAGGCUCAAAGGUGAUAUGUUGUACUGUAUUUAUGAGGUACAUCACUGAAGCUUCACACAACCUAGCAUCACUGUUAACAAUCCCUCCAUGUGUUUAUUCACACAUUUUGUGUAUUGACCAGUUAGCCUUGAAUUUGUGGUGUACAAUGCUGUAUGGUUUUUUUUAGAUAAAAUAGAGCAAAUGUGAGGAUGAAUGUUAUAAAUAUAGCGGGACAACUCUAUAUGGUAAAACCUCCAUUUACCGGACCUCAAUGUAACAGGUAUAGUCCAUUAUAUUGAGGUUUCACAUCCUAUGGACCUCAAUAUAACAUAUUACACCCCAUAUAGUCCAUUAAAUAGAGGUCUCACUGUAAUAGAGGCCUUGAAUUUUAGUCGAUUAAUGUAUGUAAAGAGAAGGUGCAUUAAUGAUUUAUCUUUUCAUUUAAGAAAUAUAACUUUUUAAAACAUCAAAUUUUGAAAUUAGUCUUGCCAAAUAUAACGAGAAAUUGGUACAGUAGUUUUAUUGAUUGUUACAUUGUAUAAAUUGUUUUAUAGUAGAGAUCGUGAUUAUAGGUCAAAUGCCGCACGCCCUUAUCUAUGUUAUAUUACUGUAUAACAUUUAAUGUAAGGAAAGCAGCAAAAUUUGGCACUAUCCACCUAAGAUCAUUAAAUCAUUAUAACAGUACAAGUACUGGAUACAAAAAUAAAAGAUAAUUUUCUUUUCCUUAAUAUUUUUAGUUCAGUAGUUGUAUUUCUGUGAAAGAUUGGUUUCCAUUUGUAGGGUCUUGUGUGCUUGAAAUAGUAAUAGCCAUCUGUCUGUAUGCAAGGAAUAAAUAAAUUAUAUAUCAUCA
Molecule: messenger RNA, 7501 nt
Organism: Homarus americanus (American lobster)
Lineage: Eukaryota; Metazoa; Arthropoda; Malacostraca; Decapoda; Nephropidae
Gene: Cap-D2
Product: condensin complex subunit 1-like
Exons: 29
Coding region: 816-5048 (1410 amino acids)
Biological process (GO): meiotic chromosome condensation; mitotic cell cycle; mitotic chromosome condensation
Cellular component (GO): nucleus; condensed chromosome, centromeric region
Molecular function (GO): histone binding
Source: RefSeq, a predicted model, not a curated record